Molecule: messenger RNA, 2933 nt
Organism: Pomacea canaliculata
Lineage: Eukaryota; Metazoa; Mollusca; Gastropoda; Architaenioglossa; Ampullariidae
Product: AP-5 complex subunit beta-1-like
Exons: 7
Coding region: 457-1056 (199 amino acids)
Biological process (GO): endosomal transport
Cellular component (GO): AP-type membrane coat adaptor complex
Source: RefSeq, a predicted model, not a curated record
UUUACUUUGCUUAUUUUAAGGCAGACAGUAUUUCUUAAAUGAUUAGAAUUUAUUGGAAAUUUGAUUCAAGUUAGCAGGCAAACAAUAUGUUGCAUUAUAUCUGUAUCUGUAAAAGGAAGAUUGCAGACUUGAUCAUUCAUGGUGUCGUAAAGUUCACCAAAAGAAGACAGAUGUUUUCUAUCCUGUUUGUCUUGUCAGUCUUCAAUUGUUUUGUGUUUUGCUUUCUUUGGUUAUAUGUGUUCAAACAGACUGUUGUGUCUUGUCAGUACCUUGUCUUUACCAGGAUUUUCAAUUUCAUCUGUUACUAUAAUGCUGACAAAGCAAAAUAUAACAAAUUAAGUCCGUAAUGUAACAGCAAGGAAUAAUAUUGUAGGAAGACUGGAGAACUACUACAACAAUUUAUCUAAUCUGCGUACAGAGCUGAUUGCCCACUACUUGGUGUCCUUGGAUGAAUCCAUGGAUGAUAAUCAGAUUUUUGCAAUUACAUUUGAAGUGGAUGUUGGGACAGAGGUAUUUGAAGAGAUGAAGAAAUUUUACUUAUUGUCUUUGUCAAAAUCUGAAAAGGUUGACCUUGCCAUACAGCUAGUACCAAAACUGCCUAAGCCAUGUGAACUGAGAACAAAUGCUGUCUUCUUCACAGAAAAUUAUAACACUGUCUCUUGCCCAAUGGUGCCAUUACAACUGACCUUCAUUGACCUAGCAUUGCCAGUCCCUUGGGAACAGCUAGGUGUUACAAGUGUGCAAGAGAAACAUCUUGUAUUUGAUGCACUCUGGAAGAGAUUCACAACAGCAACAAAAAUAGCGGAUGGAAUCGAAUCCCUUCAAGUGGUGAAGUGCAUUCGGAGCAAAUUAAGAGAAACAUGGGGAUCCUUUCAUCUUCCAGAUCUCAAUGGUCAACAGGUUGUGACAGACAAGUUCAUCUUUUUCCUACCACCUUCAUUCCACUUGGUGUUCAAAGUUUACACAGAAAAUCAAAAUGAAAACAUAAACAUGGCAACAGAUUUCUGGAAAAUUCUUCCAAAUGUCAGUGCCUAUUUGACUUCACUAAGUGACUGAGCACUUUCAGUUGUGUACUUGGUUCACCAUUUGGGGUUUAGUGGGGUGUUUGUUUAAAGUUCGCUUUGUGCUGGUUUAAUACAAUUUUACUACUUGCACUGCAUCUAAGUUAUUUUAACUUGUACUCAUUUUAAAUAGAAAAUUGAGUUAAUUUUGAUUACUCCCAAUUUCUGAUAUUACUUUUAAAAUAUUUUGAUUCUACUGAUUCUACCUUUACAAUUUUGCUUGUUUUUAUAACAUAUUCUUGUGGGAAAAUAUUUUAUAAAAAUUUCCAUUUUCCACAAGCUUUUUUUUUUUUUUUAAACUGAAAGUAGUCCAUCAUCUAGGAAUCUCUUUGAAUGGUUCCUUUUACAUUUAAGUCAGCGGUUCACUAACUGUUCAUCAAAACUCACAUCUACUCCUGCCAGUUUUCUGCACAGAAUUUAUUGUACAAUAGUGAAAUAUGAUGCUUAAUCCAAGUCAAACAAUAGAAAACACCAACCGAUAUAAGAAUAAAAUGGGGACAUAAAUGUAAAUAUUUCUAAUAUUUUAACUCACCAACUGCAAGCAUGCUAAGAGAGUUCGGCUUUAGCUUUAGAUAGCUGUGAUUUCAUGUCUGUUUGUAUUUUAAUAACCUAUAAUACAGCAUUACUAGACAGUGUGACGUCUUACAGUCAAAAGCAGAAAAACAAGAGCAUGUGGCCCAUACUUUUUAUGAUAUUUACAGAAGUAAAUCUUUUAAAAGUUAAAUUUGGAUACACAACAAAAAAUACUUUUAAAGCUUUAAAAAAAGAUUUAAAUGACAGAAAGUAGAAUUAUGCAGCAUCUUACAAGAGCAAAAUGAUGUCAUAUUAUGUGUUUCCUCAAAGACCUAACCCGGAAAAAAGCCCUAAAAUGAUUUUUUCAGGAUGGCUGACCCCCAACAUAAGCCCUAUUUAAGAUCAAAAGCCAGGCAUUUGUCUGUUGAAACACGUGACAGAUGUUUUGAAUUAUAAAAGUAAUGAUUAAUGAAUAAUAUAUUAUUGCUUAAAAUAAACGAUAAUAUAAAUUAUAAUGGACAAUAAUUCACUGGGAAAUGGGGUCUCAAGAAAUUCAGUAUUUUGCGAGUUAUGACUGUUCCAGUGGGAAAGAGCUCUAUAAAUGUUCAUUAUUAAUUAAAGUUAUAAAGUUUUGAUACCAUUUCAAGGAAGCUAUUUGCGCUUACUUUCAACAGUAGUGUCAUGACUAAAGAAGUACAUGUUUCUUCAUCUCAGCACAACUAGGGCAGACAUUAACUGAAAUUUCAGUCAGAAGUCUGAAGAUGUCAUGCCUCAUUGCAUAGCUUUAGUAAAUUUAACUGUUUUCCAUGUUUAUAAGGGAUAUAAAUGGUUGUGAAAUCUAGAUACAAACUAAGCUACCUUGCAGAUUAACUUUUGAUGUUAUGGUUGAUACCAAAAAUACAUCGACAUGUCUGUUAACUCAGGAUUUUAGCAAACACAUAUCACAUUCUGCUUCAUCAUUUAUAUUGUCACAAUUUGUGACCUGGUGAUACACAUUAAACCCACAUGAAAAUUGUAUUCAAGAACAUGCAUGUGUAUGAAACUAAUGAUGACACUGUGCAUGUGUCUAUGAGAAACAGGAGUAUGGAGAGAGUGCAGUGUGUGUGUGUGCACAUGUAUUUUUUCAUCAGUAUGUCUAUGAAAAUUCAAAACGAUUUCUUGCUUUCAUACAUUUCUAGAUAUUUUUUAUAAAGAGGUGUGCAGUCAGUUUUAAUAGUGGUCUUGACAUGUAGAUAAGCUCCAUGUUUCAGACGCUACACUAAUUAUGUGCAAUACGUUGAUACUUUACAGUCAAUGAACAAAAAAAAUGUACUGUUUUGAGAGAGAACAAAUAAAAUUCAUGGCAUUUCUUCUCAAAUG